This is a messenger RNA of Thamnophis sirtalis, 1417 nucleotides long. Lineage: Eukaryota; Metazoa; Chordata; Lepidosauria; Squamata; Natricidae. The record is from RefSeq and is a predicted model, not a curated record.
GGCGCUUCCGGAUAGGUCGGGAAGGCCAGGCAGGCAGGCCAGUCAUGGAGGCGGCCGGAGUGGCCCCCAUCCGAGCCCAAUACCGCUGCACGAAAGAGGACUUCCAUGCCCACCUUGAGAAGGAAGAGAAGCCGAGGAAAGAUCCAGAUGGAGCCAAGAAUGAUCUUCAGGGUGCUGAGCGAGGGGAGCCGCCUGUCAAGCUGCAGAAGCUGGAACUUGAUGGGGCCCGGGAAGAGAAGCCUGCGGAAGUGGCCGUUGCCGGUGAGAGAACCCCAGAGCCUCCGGGACGGAAGAGACUGCGAGGGCAAAACAAGAACCGUCAUUGCAUGAAGCCGGCUCACUACGAGAAGCAGCGCUUGUGCCCCUCCAUAGUUCAGCUGGAUCUGCGUGGCAAGCUCUACUUGGCCCCUCUGACCACGUGCGGCAACCUUCCCUUCCGUCGGGUGUGCAAAGGCUACGGGGCGGACGUCACCUGCGGAGAGAUGGCGGUGUGCACCAACCUCCUUCAGGGACAGUCUUCCGAAUGGGCGUUGCUAAAGCGCCACGAGACCGAGGAUCUCUUUGGGGUUCAGGGCGGCGGAUGUGCCCUGAUGACCCGCACCAAUAAGUUUGAGCAAAUCAUCCGCGGCAUGAACUCCGUCCUGGAUGUUCCCCUGACGGUUAAGAUCAGAACAGGCGUGCAAGAGAAAAUGAACCUGGCUCAUAAACUGAUCCCCCACCUCCGAGAAUGGGGAGCCUCGUUGGUCACGCUCCACGGCCGAUCGAGAGAGCAGAGGUACACAAAGAUGGCAGACUGGGGCUACAUAGCAGAGUGUGUCCAAGUGGCCAGCCCCAUGCCCCUCUUCGGAAACGGUGAUAUUUUUUCUUUCGAAGACGCUAACCGAGCCCUGCAGAGCGGAGUUUCAGGGGUCAUGAUUGCCCGGGGAGCCCUCAUCAAACCCUGGAUCUUCACCGAGAUCAAAGAGCAGCGGCACUGGGACAUCUCCUCCCGGGAAAGGCUGGGCAUCCUCCAGGACUACACGAACUACGGCCUGGAGCACUGGGGCUCAGACACCCAAGGCGUGGAGAAGACCAGGAAGUUCUUGCUGGAGUGGCUUUCCUUCCUCUGCAGAUACAUCCCCGUCGGCUUGCUGGAGCGCCUGCCGCAGCGGAUCAACGAAAGGCCCCCUUACUACGUGGGCCGGGACUACUUGGAGACCCUGAUGGCUAGCCAAAACGUGGACGACUGGGUGAAGAUCAGCGAGAUGCUGCUGGGCCCCGUUCCUGCCAACUUCUCUUUCCUGCCGAAACACAAAGCGAAUUCUUACAAAUAGGGCGGCCGGAGGAGAAGCACCGGACGUCUUCCGCCUGCUGCCGCUCACCUGUCUUCUGUUUAUUUGAAUCAAUAAAAUAAAUGUCCUUUUUUUAAAAAUAAAAA